UGUAAUUUUGAGCAUGUUGACUCGCUACGAAAAUGACUUUAAUUUUAUGUUUAACUAAUUAUCGUGAUGUGAACCGUAGUUAUUGUUAUUAAUAAGAAAGUAUAGUAAAAAAAUGGACAUGGCGGAAGUGAAAGCGUUCAACGCGGAGUUAUCCGGGUUGUACGACAACAAGCCGCCUAUAUCGAAGGCGAAGAUGAGUGCUAUCACUAAAGGUGCUAUAAAGGCCAUAAAGUUUUAUAAACACGUCGUGCACAGUGUUGAAAAGUUUAUACAGAAAUGCAAACCUGAGUACAAAGUUCCUGGCUUAUAUGUGAUCGAUUCAAUAGUGCGACAAUCUAGACAUCAGUUUGGACAAGAUAAAGACGUCUUUGCUCCAAGGUUCGCGAAGAACAUGCAGCAGACGUUUGCCAAUUUGUUUCGAUGCCCUGCUGAAGAUAAGCGUAACAUAAUCCGAGUUCUCAAUCUAUGGCAGAAGAAUAAUGUGUUUAGUCCUCAAGUUAUUCAACCAUUACUAGACAUGGCUGACCCCAACCAUCCACUUCAUCAAGAAAUUCAACAGAAUAAUAAUGCUAAUGGCAGCAGUUUAAACUUAAGUCACAAUACAUCUGACAAACUAUCACCAAUACCUGCUCAACACACACCAAGAUCUGCAUCUCCUAUGGGUGAUCAGUUCCAGGAUGAGCCAUCUGGGCAGCCCGGUGUGAAAUUCAAUAGGAAAUUGCUCAAUGACUUUGAGUAUGAAAGUGAAGAUGAACCUCCAUCUGAUCCUCCUCCUCAGUCAACUCAGUCGUCUCAUUCCACACACUCAGGUCAUACUGGACAUUCUCAAUACAAUACUAACAGUGCUCCUUCAAAUCAGAAUCAAACUCAGAAUCCUGCUGAUGCUCUUGGGAGUAUACUUACAAAUCCAGAGAUUAUGAGACAACUACAGAGCCUGCAAGCCCAGAUGCAGAUGAUGACCGGAAUGCAAAUACCUAAUUUUAUGCCCAUGAUGUCUGAAAUGCAAAUGCAACAAAAUCAAGGACAAAAUUUAUUUAUGAAUUCUCAACUGGAGCAACAGAAACAAACAGAGACAAAAGAUGAUGUCGCCAAUGAAUCGGACAUAGAGUUUGUCGACACUGGACCGCAGGUGAUUGAGAUAACCGAUGCUAAUGACUCCAGGAGCCCGUCCCCGCGCGGGCGCCGCCACCGCUCCCGCUCCCCGCGACGCCGCCGCCGCUCGCGAUCGCCGCGCCGCCGUCGCGACAGGGAUAGAGACAAAGACAGAGAAAAGGAAAGAGAGAAGCAGAACAAAGAAAGAGAGGCAGAGAAAGAGAAACAAAGAGAAAGGGAAAAGAAAGGACUCCCACCAAUCAAAAAAGAACAUCUCAGUGGUAUGAGUUUCCUUAAUUUUUUAAACCUGCAAGAGGCGUGA
Molecule: messenger RNA, 1414 nt
Organism: Bombyx mandarina (wild silkworm)
Lineage: Eukaryota; Metazoa; Arthropoda; Insecta; Lepidoptera; Bombycidae
Gene: Isha
Product: Insulator su(Hw) mRNA adaptor
Cellular component (GO): nucleus
Molecular function (GO): RNA binding
Source: RefSeq, a predicted model, not a curated record